Trichobilharzia szidati is the source of this 1987-nucleotide messenger RNA. The record is from the annotation of a GenBank genome assembly. NCBI's taxonomy places the organism in Eukaryota, Metazoa, Platyhelminthes, Trematoda, Strigeidida, Schistosomatidae.
GCGCAAAUUACGUUACAUGCGCUUCAGUCACCUGAAGCUGUUAAAUAUUGGUUAUCUAGUCUCCUCGUCAACAUUACCUUUCGUACGAAAGAUGGCCACAAAAAUUGGUUUAAUCCAAAUGCAGUCGACGUCAAAUAAGUUACAGAAUUUUGAGCAAGCCGCUAAAUAUAUUAGUGAGGCUAAAACAUCUGGUGUCAAGCAAUUCAGAUGGUUUUCUUGCCCGAGUGUUUUGACUUCGUUGGAAGCUCCGUUAACGAGACGCUUAGUUUAGCAGAGGUGUUGGACGGACCAUUGAUAACGAAUUACCGCUCUUUAGCUACUCGAGAGGGUCUUUGGAUUAGCUUAGGUGGUGCGCACAUCAAGACUGGUGAAAAUGACGAUCAUCUCCAUAAUGCUCAUAUAAUCAUCAAUUCAGAUGGUCAGAUAGUAGGAGAAUACCAUAAAGUCCACUUGUUCGAUGCCAAUUUAAACGCCGAUAUUGUUUCCUCAACUAUGAAAACGUCAUCGUCUACUCAAUCAUUAUUUUCUGAGUCGAAAUCGAUACGUGCUGGUAAAAAUACUCCAGUUGUCGUUGAAAAUACACCUGUCGGAAAUCUGGGAUUGGCAAUUUGUUAUGAUAUGAGAUUCCCUGAAUUAGCAGGACAUCUUCGUUAUGCUAAAAAUGCACAUGUAAUAACCUAUCCAUCUGCCUAUACAAUGUGUGCAGGUGAAGCAGGUCAUUGGCAUACAUUACUUCGAGCUAGAGCUAUUGAAAAUCAAUGUUAUGUGGUUGCUGCAGCUCAGGAAGGAAGCCACAAUGAUAAACGAUCCUCUUAUGGUCAUAGUUUAGUUAUUGAUCCAUGGGGUCAAAUAAUCGCUGAACAACAUAAUCCUGGUCCAGGUCUAUUAAUCUGUGAGAUAGGUCCUUUCACAAUGCCAGAUAAUGAUUCAACAAUGUCUAGUAUGCCUAAAAUAUAUCGUGUACGAAAAUCAAUACCAGUAGAGUAUCACCGACGACUUGAUUUAUUCCCAAUGUCCGAUAGUGGAUGUCCUCGUCCUAUUAAAACGUCAGAUUUCACUUUUGGUCCACAUAUAAUCAAGUCUGAUUGUGUUUUUUAUCAGUCGGCGUUGAGUUUCGCUUUUGUGAAUAUUAGUCCAUUGGUACCGGGACAUAUACUUGUCUCACCGAUAGCUUGUAUUCAACGAUUUUGUGAUUUGACUACUGGACAAGUUGCUGAUCUCUACAUAACUGUACGACAAAUUGCUAAACGCUUAGCUGAGCAUUUUUCAGCGACUAGUUUAACAAUAUCGAUACAGGAUGGAAAAGAUGCGGGUCAAAGUGUACCGCAUGUUCAUGUUCAUGUGUUGCCUAGGAAACCAAAUGAUUUUCCGGAAAAUGAUGAUAUUUAUAAAGCAUUACAAAAACAUGAUAAAGUGAAGAAUCGUGUCUAUCGUUCACAUGAAGUAAUGAGUCAAGAGGCUAAAGAAUUACGUCAACUCUACUAUCCUUGUGAAAGGGUAGAAUAGAUUAUCAUUUUUACCAUCAUAACCUUACUAUGUACUACUUUAUAUAUGCUAACUGCCUACCUAUCUAUCUAAGUCAGUCAUUAUUAUUAUUGUUCUUCUUUUUCGUUUUUAUUCUCUACUAGUUUAUCGAUUGAUUUUUAUAGUAUUUCAUGUUAGUUGGUUGGUUGCGUAAUUAUCUUCUGUUUUGUUGUUGUUGUUAUCGUUGUGGUUACUACUUUUAUUUUGUUCACUCUAUUAUUAUGAUGUGGAAAUGCCUUGUACUUCCCUCAUCUACCAACCCCACCCCCUAGUCCUGCUUCUUCUUCUCUCCUCUCCUCUUUCUACCAUUUGUUUUCUCAACAGAUUUCAGUUUCUUUAAUUUACGUUAGAUUACUUCUUAUUCACGCUGAAGUGUAGAAGCAGUUCAUUGAAACAAGUGAUAAUAUUAAACACCGGUCAUCUUUACCUCGAUUAAUUUUUUUCUAUUAUCACUAUUUGUAAG